This is a messenger RNA of Onychomys torridus (southern grasshopper mouse), 2632 nucleotides long. RefSeq names its product BTB domain containing 10 (gene Btbd10). The record is from RefSeq and is a predicted model, not a curated record. Lineage: Eukaryota; Metazoa; Chordata; Mammalia; Rodentia; Cricetidae. The transcript has 11 exons. Gene Ontology annotation, biological process: positive regulation of phosphorylation. Gene Ontology annotation, molecular function: protein binding. Gene Ontology annotation, cellular component: cytoplasm. Bases 395 to 1822 code for a protein of 475 amino acids.
GUCUCGCGAGAAGCGGCUAAGAAGCCGGCCUGCAACCUGCCGGGGCGGCUCUGGUAGGCGCAGCUGGUGGAGAGGCUGCCCUACACCUAGCACCGGAGGGAUCCGGUGGAGUAGGCGGAGGAAGCGGGGCGUCGCUCUCGUAUCCCUUCUCCUCGACCCUCAGUGGAUGUCUCGGGGACCGGAAGGGCAGAGUAACCCCGUGCCCCGCCCCUUUCCUGUCAUCUCUGGGCCACCGCAGCGACAACCCGGAGAGGGCGCAUCACAAUAGGGCGGUUUAUCUGUGCAGGCUGGACCUCUGUGAGGGAGAAGGAAAUGGAACACCUCCAUGUCUAACUGGGUUAUGGGUGCUACAUGUGUGCUUUCAGAGCAGUAGUGUGAGGAAACUUGAAGUGGGAUGGCAGGACGGCCUCAUCCCUAUGACAGUAACUCCAGCGAUCCAGAGAAUUGGGAUCGGAAAUUGCAUAGUAGACCUCGUAAACUUUAUAAACAUUCAAGCACUGCCUCACGUGUUGCUAAGGGAGGAGUCGACCACACCAAAAUGAGUCUGCAUGGUGCUAGUGGGGGACAUGAGAGAUCAAGAGAUAGACGAAGGUCAAGUGACAGAUCACGAGAUUCGUCUCAUGAGCGAGCGGAGUCUCAGCUUACUCCUUGUAUUCGCAAUGUGACUUCACCAACCCGACAGCACCAUGUUGAACGAGAAAAAGAUCAUAGUUCGUCUCGUCCAAGCAGUCCUCGUCCUCAAAGAGCAUCCCCAAAUGGCUCCCUGAGCAGUGCUGGGAACAGCAGCAGAAACAGCAGUCAGUCGAGCUCAGAUGGUAGCUGUAAGACAUCUGGGGAGAUGGUGUUUGUGUAUGAGAACGCAAAAGAAGGGGCUCGGAAUGUAAGAACAUCUGAGCGAGUGACGCUGAUAGUGGAUAACACCAGAUUUGUUGUGGACCCGUCCAUUUUUACUGCACAGCCAAAUACAAUGUUGGGCAGGAUGUUUGGAUCUGGCCGUGAACAUAACUUCACACGUCCCAAUGAGAAGGGAGAAUAUGAGGUGGCAGAAGGAAUUGGUUCUACUGUGUUUCGAGCUAUUUUGGAUUACUAUAAGACAGGAAUCAUCCGCUGUCCUGAUGGCAUAUCUAUUCCUGAAUUGAGAGAAGCAUGCGAUUACCUUUGUAUCUCUUUUGAAUACAGUACAAUUAAGUGUAGAGAUCUCAGUGCCCUUAUGCAUGAGUUAUCAAAUGAUGGUGCUCGUAGACAAUUUGAAUUUUAUCUGGAAGAAAUGAUCCUCCCUCUCAUGGUAGCAAGUGCCCAGAGUGGGGAACGAGAGUGCCAUAUAGUGGUGCUUACAGAUGAUGAUGUAGUUGAUUGGGAUGAGGAGUAUCCACCACAGAUGGGAGAGGAAUAUUCACAAAUUAUUUAUAGCACAAAAUUAUAUAGAUUUUUCAAGUACAUUGAAAACAGAGAUGUGGCCAAAUCAGUUUUGAAGGAGAGGGGUCUUAAGAAGAUUAGAUUGGGAAUAGAAGGCUAUCCUACCUACAAAGAAAAAGUAAAGAAAAGGCCAGGGGGGCGCCCAGAAGUCAUUUACAACUAUGUCCAAAGACCCUUUAUACGAAUGUCCUGGGAGAAGGAGGAAGGAAAGAGUCGGCAUGUAGACUUUCAGUGUGUAAAGAGUAAAUCUAUCACCAACCUGGCAGCAGCUGCCGCAGACAUUCCCCAGGACCAGCUGGUAGUCAUGCACCCUACUCCACAGGUGGAUGAGCUGGAUAGCCUCCCCAGCCACCCUGCCUCGGCCAGUAAUGACCUUGAUCCUGAUGCACAGAAUCCAAUGCUGUGAUGCUGAUGUUCCUGAAACCAUAGCAUGCUACUCUUCAGUGACGUCGUGCUCCUCAUUCUGCACUGCGAGGCCACUUUUCUUCAUUGUGAGAUGCACAUGUUUAGGAUACUGCAGUGUAGGCUUUUUUAAAGACCAAAGGUAGCUGAAUGGUUUUUUAAUGAGUACAACUUUAGCAUCCUGGUUCCAGUUCUAUAAAUGUAUUUGUUUACCAGUAGGUUUGUGAAAUUGGUUCUUUGUACAGGGACAGUCCUUUUUCACACAUCUAGGUCUUCUCAGAAGUGGUGGGAAUUAGCAGCUGGGGCACUUUCGAUGUAGAUUGAUACUCAUCGCGUCCCAGGUAAAAUGCAGAAUAUUAAGAGUUGCACUUUAGAGAUGGUGGUUAAAUGGAGCUCUUGAAGCCAUUUUAGAGUUGUGAUGCACAGUAUAACGUAAGUGCUUCUAUCAGAGUAUUCCUCAGUACAGUAUGUGUAGUUGGCCCACAAGAAGCAAAAACAUAUUUAUCUUGAGUUUAUUUGAAUGAUUGCGAUGAGAUUUAAUGCUCAUAAUGUUGGUUCACUCAUCUCCAGAGCCCUGUAACCCUUUCAGAGUGAGUCAUAUGCAGGGAGGGUGAACGUCAAGAGGGGGUUUACUGUCCAGUCUGCCUUACCCUUAAUCUGUUCAGAUAUUUAUUUACUAAUGCUUUUUUUUCUUAAGAGUCAUGGGAUAGGAAAAUGAACUGUUUGCUCUUCAUUUACUAAAAUGAUUGUAAACUCAAGUUUUUCAUCAAAAUAAAAUUCCAUUGUUUUAUGUUUCUGACCAACUUUAUAAAUA